AUGGAUGUUGAUCCCAACAAAGAUGAUAGUGACCAUGGUGGUUUUCGUCCGGGCGCUGGUCGUAAGCGAAAGAAAAUACCAUCAUCAACUCAAGCCAUGGUAGAUGAAGAAGAGCAUAAGUUGUGGUCAGUCAAUAUUAGACGUAACUGCAAUAAACAUGAAGAGGUAUAUGUUGAAUUAGAUGGAUCAUUAGGCCAACAAUUAACAGACUUAUUUACAUCUUUACCUCACUUCGUCACAACUACUAUUAUGAACAGGCAUGCUGAAGGUAAAGCCACAAAAGUGAAACAUAUUCAACAAGCAAUUGCUGAUGCAUAUGGUAAAUAUAUAAACUAUUGAUCAAUAUAUUAUCUCAUACGUGGUAAAAUGAAACUAUCAUAUGGUUUAUUGUAAGAUUCUAUUAAGUUAACACAAGAUGCUAAAUCUCUCGAACAUAUUACUCAAUUUCUUGUUAAAGAUGCAUUAGCAUUCACUGGCGAAUAUCCAAGUAUGGUUUUAAAAUAAUAAACAGUCAUUACAGUGAAAGUUAUUAAACAAAUAACCCAUCACCUUGAAUUUGACGCCAAAGUACUGUAGUUAGGAACUGUAUGAUUGAAUUCCAAAGCCAUUAAGACUUUUACUCUUGCACAAAAUUCUUAGACAAAAAAAACUUGUGAAAUCUUAUACGAAUCUUACUCAAUUCUCAUAUAAGAUCUUCCACGAAAGUAAUAAGAAUUCUGCUGAGUCUUAUAAGAAUCUCACAAGAAUUCAUAAGAAAUUGGUAAGAAUCAGCAAAACUCGUAC
Didymodactylos carnosus is the source of this 783-nucleotide messenger RNA. The record is from the annotation of a GenBank genome assembly. Lineage: Eukaryota; Metazoa; Rotifera; Eurotatoria; Philodinida; Philodinidae.